Puma concolor (puma) is the source of this 1641-nucleotide messenger RNA. It is a transcript of the gene CC1H1orf87, whose product is annotated as chromosome C1 C1orf87 homolog. Lineage: Eukaryota; Metazoa; Chordata; Mammalia; Carnivora; Felidae. The record is from RefSeq and is a predicted model, not a curated record.
AUGUCUUCUGUUUGGAAGACUCCAUGUGGAUCAGAUGCAGUGCCUGAGAUGGUGGUGAAAAUCAUUGGAAGUAAACACUUUUGGUACCUCGUGGAGAAGCCAAAGAUCAAGGAAAAUGAGAACUUGAAGGCAGAAAUUCAAACAGUACUCCAGAAAUCCAUGAUUGGUAGUGCAAGACAGAUGAGCAGAGACUCCCCAGUUCCUACUAAUCCUACUGAUCAUCAAAUCAACCAUGACCCAGAUGAUGAGGAAGAAAACAAGCACCAAGAGAACAACCAGAGCCCAGAGAACAACCAGAAAUUCCUCACAGGAGCACUCACAGGCAGAUUUCUGGAUGGCAAAAUUCCCAUCCAGGCAAAUGUCCAUUGUAGCUCAGUACCAACUGGAGACCAGUCCCUAUCCUAUAUCCAUGGCCUCCCCGGGAGAAACCUAGACUGGUCUUUGGAACAGAUGGCAAGGGACAGCUCUGACCAACCUAAAGAUUUUGGCCAGAGGCCAAGUGGAACAACAAGAGAAGACGCUUUUCUUCUUGCCCUGGUCAGAAGAGAACUCAGCUCGCGCCCUUUGAGUUCUGGCUUCCUAGAAAAGCUUCAGAAAGAGCUGAAGAUCCUGGAUCCUAUCUCUUCAGGAUUUCUUCUCCAGUCUCAGCUAAGCCACCUUUUCUUAAGACAGGAAGUCCCUCUACAGUUACCAAUAGUCAAGAUCCUUUGCCAGAGAUUUUCUAAGAGGGGCUCUCCAGAAAUGGUGAGCUAUGGAAAACUCCUCUGGUUUUUAAAAGCUGCAGCUUCAGGUGACUCCCAGCAAAGCCAAAGAGUUGUGGGCAGCAAUGGGAACAAGAGUCAGAGUUAUCACGAUCAUGGCCAAGGUACUGCUCGUCAAGAUGCCAGCCCACAGUCAGAAGUGAGCAAGAGCCUGUCGGAGAUCUUGAUGGCACUAAGGACAACUAAUGGGAAACUCAACAUAGAGAACCUCAGUCGGAAUUUUCAAAAAGAAGAUCGCUCAUUUUCUGGCUCCCUGCCCCUACCCAAGGUCAGGGCUAUAUGCAGAAAACAUGGAUUAUAUCUGACUUUGAGUUUUCUGGAAACAUUGCUAAGCCACCAGAAUUUGGGUUAUCAUGGUGAAAUAAAAUGGCAGAAUUUUGUUGAACUGUUGAGUAAAGCUUCCUCCAAUUUGCCACAUGAUUUGCCUACAGGAAAGAAAGCAAAAGAAACCUCUGCCACUACCAUGCAGGCUGAAGCUGCAAAGAUAUCUCAAGGCAGAACAGAACAUAUGAAAAUUCCAGAAGAGGAGCUGCAACCAGAAAACCCUCCUGCUGAGAUUUCAGCCCCCAAAGAUCCCCUGAAAGCUUUGAAGGUCAGGCCAAUCUCACAGCCUUUCGUGACUCCAAUGAUGAAGAACGAGCCUGAAGAAUAUGAGACAUGGAUUGACAGGUUCAGGAAGCUGGAAAAUGCCCUCUACCUGUGUGACCUGACUAAUACAGGAGUCCUGGAAAAGGAACGGGCCAGACGCCUCAUUCACAACUACAAUCUCAUUUACAACCUGUCCCUGAGCCCUCGGAAAAUCGACCAAGCCUUGAGGAGAUUCCGUGCGGGAGAAAAUAUGCUCUUGGAGCCAGCACUCCAGUACUUAAAGGAGCUAUGA